Molecule: messenger RNA, 4403 nt
Organism: Glossina fuscipes
Lineage: Eukaryota; Metazoa; Arthropoda; Insecta; Diptera; Glossinidae
Product: F-BAR domain only protein 2
Exons: 16
Coding region: 411-4181 (1256 amino acids)
Biological process (GO): clathrin coat assembly; clathrin-dependent endocytosis
Cellular component (GO): clathrin-coated pit; plasma membrane; clathrin-coated vesicle
Source: RefSeq, a predicted model, not a curated record
UUAAUAUGUUCAGAUAAAGCAUAUAAAAGUUGUUUCGUGUUACAUAAAUUGAUAAAAAAAGCGAAUAGUCGAUCAUAUAUACAAGAAUGCAUACAUAGGAAAAUAAAAGAAGUGUGCCCGUCGUGUAUGUGUAUAUAAAAAACGGGAAGUCAUAAAAGGUCGAAAUUAUCAAAAAAAAUUGCAUUUGCAGUUUAAGGAAUAACAAUGAACGUCCUAUUAAUGAACAGAAAUCCAACCAUUACUGUUAAAUCUGUCAGCAACUGAUUAUCUAUUAAUACUAAGAGUCAAUUAGUGUAUACCGUAAACACCAGUGACAACAGCAACAACAACAACAACUAUUUUGUAUAUUCCAAUCAAUCUAAUUUUUUAACGCAAUUAAACUUAAGUAUUAAGAACUGUCGAGCGCCAAAAUGACGGUAGACUUCAAUGAUUACUUUUGGGGCGAGAAAAACAAUGGCUUCGAUGUUUUAUAUCAUAACAUGAAGUAUGGCUUGGUUGCCAGUAAAGAACUCUCGGAGUUUUUUCGAGAAAAAUCCAAUAUCGAAGAGCAAAAUUCCAAGUUGAUGUCGAAAUUGGCACAUAAAGCCAGCACCGGUACGUUGAAUAGCACGUUCGCUCCCGUAUGGACAAUACUACGUACAUCGGCUGAAAAAUUAUCCACUUUACAUAUGCAAAUGGUGCAGAAAUUAACUGAGUUAGUUAAAGAUGUCGCUAAGUAUGCUGAUGAGUUGCAUAAAAAACAUAAAUCAGUGAAAGAGGAAGAAUCUCAAACGUUGGAUUGUGUUAAGGCCAUACAAUCAUCUACAACGGAAGUUCAAAAGGCCCGAGACCUUUAUAGUAAUAAAGUACUAGAAUUAGAGAAGUUGCGUAAAGAUAGUGCAUCACAGAAAGAUAUUGAAAAACUGGAAACAAAACUGCGUAAAUUACAAGAAGACUAUAAGGUGCUACUGGAGAAGCAUAAUCCUAUUAAAAAUGAGUUCGAAAGGCGUAUGACACAAACAUGUAAACGUUUCCAAGAAAUCGAAGAAGUGCAUUUGCGUCAAAUGAAAGAAUUUCUUUCUACUUAUUUGGAGUUGUUACAAAACAAUCAUGAUAUGGUGGGGCAGGUACAUUCCGACUUCAAACGUCAAUUUCUUGAUAUGACGGUGGACAAAUUGCUGGAACAAUUUGUUUUAAACAAAUAUACCGGUUUGGAAAAACCAGAAAUGCCUGAACUUGAAUUCAUUCCACUUUCCAUUAAUCAACAAUUGUCAGCUACGUCUGCUACACGUUUAAAUCAACCUAACACAGCAUCGAUAUCGUCUGCUACUAAUUCCAAUUCAGCUACCAGUAUUAAUCGUGCCGGUGCUAUCUCAAUGGAUCAGCGUGGUCUGGAGGCGUCUUCAUUGGGUAGUACAGCUAGCGGUAGUGUUGGUCUCGUUAAUAACGAUGAUACAAUAGUAGCUAGUAGUGCUAAAAUAACUGCGUCAGCAAUAACGUCUACUUCACGCCCUACAUCACCGGAAUUAGCACCAGCAUCGGCAGCAGGAAAUGCUGCGGCGACUAGCAGUAACAGCUCUACAGCAACCGCUACCACCGUAAAGAGCAAUUUUCUUAAUUGGUUCUCUUCAAACAUUCCCAGCAAAUCGCAUCAACAGCAGCAACACAGUGUAGGAUUAAAUGCCACCGCGACGACCAGUGCAAGCGGAAAUUUCGGUAUGGCUAGUAAUGGUACCAACAACAAUUCAAUAUCUACUAGUACUACCACCACCACAACAACUAGUACAUCCACUACCAAUACCACAACCAAAACUACUACCACUGGCACAACCAUCAAAAAUCCCCUUAACUCAGAGCUUCAGUCACUGCAGGAUAAUAAUAAUCAAGGUUCAUUUAUGUUUCCUACUACUACUACUGCUUCUACAGCAACAGCAGCAACAUCAUUACUACCGAAUAUUUCAGCUAUUGGAACAAAUACUAAAAAAAUGACCGAACGUUGUAUUGCAACAUCAACAACAAAUCAUCAUUUUUCACCACAAAAUACCACAACAUCAUCAACGUCUGCUAGCCUGGGCGGCGGUACAUCAUCUCAAAGACGUACCACUUCACUAUUGAAUAUAUUUUCUUCAAAUUCCCAGGUGUCUGGUAUCCUGCGCAGUCGUCGUGAUAAGGCCAAGACGAAGAAAUCGAAAAAAAAGAAAGAUGGUGAUCUGGGUGAUAACAUACAAGAAGAACGUACCCAAAGUGUCGAUCGGCUUAAUAGUGGUUUAGAUUAUGAUGAUCAUAAUCGAAUCAAAAGUCAAAGUACUGUCGGUAGCAGUGCUAUCGGUUUGGCAUUAACUUCUACCACUGGCAGUAGUAGCGGUAUUACUAUCGGUAAUGUGGAUUCUUCUGGCUCCACCGUUAUAAAUGCUACUGCCAUCAGUUCGACAACGAAUAUUACUAAUAACAACGCUACCACCAAUAUAUGUGAUAUUUUGAUUAAUAGUUCAGCUAGUGGCGGUGGUAGUGGUGGCGGUGAUGCCUUAAUUACGAAAGCGAAUAGUUCUGGAGUAACUAUAAAUGCUACAACCGUCUCCAACAACUUUAAAGGCAAUGAAGUUGAUGAAGAUGGUUACAGUUUACAGCCACCUAAAGAAAUUGCUUGGGAAGAAAAUCAUGAAAAUGCGGGUAGUUUCUAUUCUGAUUCCGAUUCAGAUUCUGAUAAUGAUAAACCCGAAAGACGUAUACACGUUAAAAUAAAGCCUCUUAAUAAUGGUCAAGCCCCAAUGUCGGCCAGUGUCGAUGAACUACGCGCUACUGUCGAGAAUAUAUCGUUAUCGCCUACAGGAGUAUUUUCGCAUCACAGUCAGCAACUCCAACAACCAUCGCGGCUAACGUCACGGCAACAAUCACCGGAAAUAUCGAACGCGUCAACGCCAACGGCCACUGUACAUCCAUACGCGCCACUGCAAAGUCCCACUUUAUCCAUGUCUAACAAUUCCAGAUAUGCCGAUCUGGGUGAUAUAUUCUCGGAAUUAGGUGAUGUUAGCAUCUCUGCGCCUGCAUCUGCAAAUCUUACAAAGACACAAAGCCGGCAAAUACCAACACCCACGUCGGGCACGGGCACGGGCACGAAUAGCAGCAUAGCUAUACCGCGACCGCCUUCAAGGCGUUCGGAAAUGGUGGUGGCCGGUGCUAGAGGACGCAUAAGUCCGGCUCCAAUAAAUGCUAUGAAUCGUGCUGACAGUAUUGGUUCUUUAGAAUUUCGUACUGCUAUCGGUGGUAUAGGCUCAUCGCGCGGACCUUCACCGUUAACAAUCGGUAUUUCGGAUACCAUACCUUUGGCGGUCGCAUUCCAUGAGAUUAUACAUGCCUACUUUAGAGGUAGUGAUGAAUCUCGUUGUCAAGUGAAAAUCUCCGGUGAUAUGAUGUUAUCAUUUCCUGCUGGCAUAGCCGGCUUGCUGGCCAACAAUCCCAAUCCAAAUAAAUUGGGUUUUCGCAUCAAAAAUGUACAAAAUUUGGAUAAUUUUAUACCAAAUAGUAAACUAGUGCAAGUUGAUAAGAAUCAAUCCAGUUCGUUUAGUACAAUGUUGGAAUUUAAUAUGCCCGCAUUAACGGCUUUAUUAAGACGUCAAGCAGAACAUAAUCCUACGGCAUCAUAUUUCAAUGUUGAUAUUUUAAAAUAUCAAGUACGCACUAAACCGGGUGCCAGCUCGUGUCCAUUUCAAUUAGUUAGUUAUUGGAAAUGCGAGCCGACAUUUACAGCUUUAAAAAUUGAUUACAAAUACAAUAAUCAUGCCAUGGCUAGUGCCUGCCCUCUCUUAAAUGUUACUCUUUCCGUACCGGUAAAUGGUUCAGUUCGAAAUGUGCAGUCAAAACCGCAUUCAGCAUGGUUGGGAGAAUCGAAUCGUUUGGUUUGGAAUUUUACGGAUAUUUCGCAAAACUCUCCAGACGGUGGAGUGGGAACGUUAAGAGCACGCUUGGAAUUAGGUGACGGACCAUCAACCCCUGCCUUACUUAGCACUCAAUUUAAUUGCGAAGGUACUACUUUGUCUGGCAUUGAGUUUGAAUUGCAAGGCAGUGGCUAUCGUUUGUCUCUCGUUAAACGACGUUUUGUAUCGGGUAAAUAUGUAUGUGAAGGCGAUGGGAUACGCAGCACAACAACGCCUACACCACCGUCCGUUGGUUCAUCUAGUCCAUUUUCGGCUAAAUCGAAUUGAUAACUUCCUUAUGUCUUAUAACGAAGAACGACAAUUGGGUGGUAAAGAGAGAAAUAAAAAAAUCAAGGGAUAAAUCUGGCAAAGAGAGAAAGAGAAAAAGGAGUCGAAGUGAAAGACCAAGAGGAAAGAAAAGAACCAUAGCGAAAGAGAGAGAAGACAAAAUAAAGAUAUUACAACAAUUGCCUCAAUUAUUGUGUUAGCUAAAUACAAAAAAAAAAAAAA